UUUUGAUGGAUAGACUUCGAAAUAUCUCAAGCUGUUCUCCUGUGUCCAACACGUCCCUUUGCAGAUCUCCUUGAUAUUAUUUUUUUUUUCCCUCCAAUUAUUAGCAUUAUCGCCAUUAUUUUCUUUUUAGCUAUUACAAGACUUUUUUUAUUUCCAGAUGUUAGUCCACACCUAUUCCGCCAUGGACCGGCAUGAUGGAGUGCCCAGCCACAGUUCCAGGCUGUCCCAGUUGGGAUCCGUCUCCCAGGGACCCUACUCCAGCGCUCCUCCGCUCUCUCACACCCCAUCCUCGGAUUUCCAGCCGCCUUAUUUCCCACCCCCUUACCAGCCUCUUCCUUACCACCAAAGCCAGGACCCUUACUCCCAUGUCAAUGACCCCUACUCCCUAAACCCCUUGCAUCAACCCCAGCAGCAUCCCUGGGGACAGAGGCAGAGGCAAGAGGUGGGAUCAGAAACCGGGUCACUGCUGCCACAGCCUCGGGCUGCCCUGCCCCAGCUCUCGGGACUGGACCCCAGGAGGGACUACCACUCAGUAAGGAGGCCAGAUGUCCUUCUGCAUUCAGCUCACCAUGGCCUUGACUCCGGCAUGGGGGACAGCCUUUCUCUGCAUGGCAUCGGACACCCAGGGAUGGAGGAGGUCCAGUCAGUUGAAGAUGCCAAUAACAGCGGUAUGAACUUAUUGGACCAGUCUGUCAUUAAAAAAGUUCCGGUUCCUCCAAAAUCUGUUACAUCUUUGAUGAUGAAUAAAGAUGGCUUCCUGGGUGGAAUUUCAGUCAAUACCGGAGAGGUGUUUUGCUCUGUACCUGGCCGCUUGUCUUUGCUUAGUUCAACUUCAAAGUAUAAAGUAACUGUGGGAGAAGUUCAAAGACGCCUUUCUCCUCCAGAGUGUCUGAAUGCAUCCCUCCUAGGAGGAGUUCUUAGAAGAGCCAAAUCGAAAAACGGGGGGAGAUCUUUGCGAGAAAGGCUAGAAAAAAUCGGUUUGAAUUUACCAGCCGGCAGGCGUAAGGCCGCAAAUGUCACUUUACUCACCUCCCUGGUGGAAGGUGAGGCCGUUCAUUUAGCUCGGGAUUUUGGGUACAUCUGCGAAACGGAAUUCCCAGCCAAAGCUGUUUCGGAGUACCUGAACCGACAGCACACGGACCCCAGCGACCUCCACUCCAGGAAAAACAUGCUGCUUGCUACAAAGCAACUUUGUAAAGAAUUUACAGAUCUCUUGGCCCAGGACAGGACGCCCAUUGGAAACAGCCGGCCUACCCCUAUUUUGGAACCGGGCAUUCAGAGCUGCUUGACUCACUUCAGCCUCAUCACUCACGGCUUUGGGGCCCCCGCUAUCUGCGCUGCCCUCACGGCCCUUCAAAACUACCUGACUGAAGCUCUCAAAGGCAUGGACAAGAUGUUCUUGAACAACAACACUGCUAACAGGCACACAUCUGGCGAAGGACCAGGUAGUAAAACUGGAGACAAGGAAGAGAAACACAGAAAAUGAGAGAGAAAGAGAGAGAGAGAGAGAAAGAAAGGAAAAAAAAAUAAUAAAAAUAAAAAGAAAGAAAGGAAAAGAAAAAAAAGUUAAAUAAAUAAAAGGAGAAAAGAGAGAGAAAGAUAAUCUUUUAAAACAAAACCGUCUUAAUUUUAGCUUUAAAAAUAUUGGAUUGGGCUUUGGAAGAAUUCUAUUAGGUAGGACAAAAUAAUAAUAAUAAUAAUAAAUAAUAAAAGAAAGACAAUAAUUUAAGAUCAGAGGAGCACAAUGGCGCAAGACCAGUGGUUCAGAGUCUCUUGCCAGGAACAUGUGAAGACAACCACAAGGAUUUUUUUUCCCACUUCUGUUCUUUCACAUUUUUUAAAUAAUGAUUGGGGGGGAGGGGAAUAUAAUAAUAAUUAAUAAUAAUAAUAAAAGAAAGAAAUGAAUAACUUAUUGGAAGAAAUCGGAGAAACAUUUUUGGUGUCAGUGCUUUGAUUUCUUGAGCUGCACGGUCUGUCUUGCUGUUUUUAUUUUAUUCUUUUGUUUUUCUUUUUUUUUUUUUUUCUGAAUGACGUCCUGUCUCCACCCUAGUUAAAACGAUCUUCCAGAACGUUCCUUUCUGAGCAACCCCAUCGUCUUCUCAUUCCCUCCUGACUCUUCCCAUCUCAUCCCACCACCCUGGCUCUGUCUAGACUAGGAAAGGAGGGGGAGGCGAGCGCAGACCUCUCGUGAAGUCACCACCACCACCACCAACCAGUUGGAGCUGCGUUCGUGGCAGCCUCUUAACAUUAGAUGGGACGUUUCAAGUUGUCGAAUUAGCUAACUCUAUAUUUUUUAAGAAUAUUUUUGGGUUUUUUUCCUGGUCUAGACAGACUCUCUGUUUAGAUUACCAGCGUUUACAGGUGUGUAUGGGCGCGUGUGUGCCUAUGUGUGUGCAUACACGUAUGUGCACACAUAACUUGGUAGGGCUGCGUGUGUAUCCUACGUAUGUUUGUAUAUAUAUAUGUAUAUAUACGAAUAUAUACAUAUAUAUAUCUAAUAUGUGUGUAUAGCCACACAUAUUCAUGCAUGCAAACAUACCUUUGUAAUUUAGGACUUGCCUUUGAUGGUAAAAAUGCCUUGUCUAAAAUGGGUUGCAAAAUUUGGAAGUUAAGGUCUGGUAAAAACGUCAGCGCUAUCUGAUUUCUUAAUUUUCUGAGGUCUCCUCUUUUUCUCUAGGGAGUUUUGUAUUCCUAACUAUGCCAGUGUUUCAGUCCUUAAUUUCCUUGAGUAGUGUGUGUGAGAGAGAUCUUCCCCCAUUUUUAAAGAACUGUUAACAACAACAACAAAAAAAAAAGAGUGAUAUGAGUAUGUAAUUCUUUCUCAGGAGUAUGCACUAUUUUAUUUUCUUCUGUUUCCUAAAGCUUUGCCCGCUUGGCUUAUGAGCUUCUUCAAAGAGGACUAGAGAUCCCUACACAAUAUAUCAGGUACAGAGAAAAAAAAAUCCACAA
Messenger RNA from Calidris pugnax (ruff), 2949 nucleotides. It is a transcript of the gene TFAP2B, whose product is annotated as transcription factor AP-2 beta (activating enhancer binding protein 2 beta). The record is from RefSeq and is a predicted model, not a curated record. Gene Ontology annotation, cellular component: nucleus. The transcript has 7 exons. Gene Ontology annotation, biological process: regulation of transcription by RNA polymerase II; anatomical structure development; regulation of cell population proliferation. The coding region runs from base 158 to 1486 and encodes 442 amino acids. Gene Ontology annotation, molecular function: DNA-binding transcription factor activity, RNA polymerase II-specific; RNA polymerase II transcription regulatory region sequence-specific DNA binding. Lineage: Eukaryota; Metazoa; Chordata; Aves; Charadriiformes; Scolopacidae.